Messenger RNA from Salvelinus fontinalis (brook trout), 3543 nucleotides. RefSeq names its product metal transporter CNNM4-like. The transcript is spliced from 8 exons. NCBI's taxonomy places the organism in Eukaryota, Metazoa, Chordata, Actinopteri, Salmoniformes, Salmonidae. The record is from RefSeq and is a predicted model, not a curated record. Gene Ontology annotation, cellular component: plasma membrane. Gene Ontology annotation, molecular function: magnesium ion transmembrane transporter activity; sodium ion transmembrane transporter activity. Bases 50 to 2899 code for a protein of 949 amino acids. Gene Ontology annotation, biological process: magnesium ion transport; magnesium ion homeostasis.
GAGUAAGUGACGUCAGCUCCCAGUUCGCAAGCAACAGAGUGAAACAAACAUGGCGACAGAAUGGAGCGGGCAGCAAGGCUACGUUCUAACUCUAAUCGUUUUCCUUUGGAGUGCAGUCGGGGGACGCACCGAAACAGCCACGUCGAGUGUCAGCAACAGCGGGACCCAGGUGCUCGGUAUGCGGCUGGAGAGGAGCGACAAACCGGCUACGACCACUGACGACGGGGUCAUACAGGUAACGGAGGAGAGCACAGUGCAGCUCCGGUUCUACGGUGUGCAGCUCAACUCGGGCACCUGGGCGCAGAUCCGCUUCACGGAACGAGGGGAUGGGAGCGAUGAGGGGGGGGACAAUAACAUUAUUGACGACACACCUAACAGGACUUGUGUUGAUUUCACCAAAGACUUCAGCAUCGCGACCUACAUGAACACCAGUAGCCGGGGGACCACAGGGGUACUCAGCAUAAACAUUAAACCCCUUCGUAAGAGCGAGCCGCACAAGGAGUAUGGAUUGUGCAUCAAGAGUUUGGCCAAUGGCAGGUGGGCUCUGCUCGGGGAUAGCGACGGGAGACUCCGGGUGGUAGAGGGGGAGAAAACUCUCCUCCCCCUGUGGUUCCAGAUCAUCCUUAUCUGUUGUCUGUUGGUGCUGUCUGGCAUGUUCAGCGGGCUGAACCUGGGGCUCAUGGCUCUGGACCCCAUGGAGCUCCGUAUAGUCCAGAGUUGUGGUUCAGAGAAGGAAAAGAAAUAUGCCCGCAAAAUUGAGCCCAUCCGCAGUAAAGGGAACUACCUUCUCUGCUCGCUGCUGCUUGGCAAUGUCCUGGUCAACACCACACUCACCAUCCUCCUGGACGACUUAAUAGGCUCUGGGCUGGGCGCCGUGGUCGCCUCCACAGUGGGUAUCGUGAUUUUCGGCGAGAUUGUCCCUCAGGCGCUGUGCUCUCGCCACGGGCUGGCGGUGGGCGCCAACACCAUCCAGGUGACCAAGUUCUUCAUGUUGCUCACCUUCCCCCUCUCCUUCCCCGUCAGCAAGCUCCUAGACGUGCUCCUAGGCCAGGAGAUCGGCACUGUGUAUAACCGCGAGAAGCUGGUGGAGAUGCUCAGGGUGACGGAACCGUACAACGACCUGGUCAAAGAGGAGCUCAACAUGAUCCAAGGAGCUCUGGAACUCCGGAGUAAGACGGUGGAGAGCGUGAUGACUCCUCUGGCCCACUGCUUCAUGAUCCAGAACGACGCGGUCCUCGACUUCAACACCAUGUCGGAGAUCAUGGAGAGCGGCUACACGCGUAUCCCCGUGUUCGACGACGAGCGCUCCAACAUCGUGGACAUCCUGUACGUGAAGGACCUGGCGUUCGUGGACCCGGACGACUGCACCACGCUGAAGACCAUCACUAAGUUCUACAACCACCCGGUCCACUUUGUGUUCCACGACACUCGGCUGGACUCCAUGCUGGAGGAGUUCAAGAAAGGUAAAUCCCACCUGGCCAUCGUUCAGAAGGUGAACAACGAGGGGGAGGGGGAUCCCUUCUACGAGGUGCUGGGAUUGGUCACCUUGGAGGACGUAAUCGAGGAGAUCAUCAAAUCAGAAAUCCUGGAUGAGUCCGACCUUUAUACUGACAAUAGGAACAGGAAGAAGGUGGACCCGAACAAGAGAACGCGUGACUUCUCUGCGUUUAAACACACGGAGAACGAGUGCAAGGUGAAGAUCUCUCCCCAGUUGAUGCUGGCUGCGCAUCGCUUCCUGGCUACAGAGGUGAGUCUGUUCAGUCCCUGUCAGGUCACUGAGAAGGUGUUACUGAGGAUCCUGAGGCACCCUGAUGUCAUCCAGGAGAUCAAAUUCAAUGACAGCGACAAGCGAUCCGCUCUACACUACAUCUACCAGAGGGGCAAACCUGUCGACUACUUCAUACUCAUACUGCAGGGGCGAGUGGAGGUGGAGGCUGGAAACGAGAACAUGAAGUUUGAGACCGGACCCUUCUCCUACUAUGGAGUCAUGGCUCUUAGCUCACCAUCACUGGCCGUAACUCCCCCUCUCUCCCCAUCAGUGGCGUCCCCUCCUCCACGACGUCUCUCUUUAAAGAGAUUCUCUCUGUUCUCUCGCUUCCCAGAGUUCCGUUCUCCUACUCACGCGAGCGGUCUGAACCGCUCGGCGUCGCUAAGCUGCACUGAGCGUGGCGCUUCCGGAGAAUGCGGCUCAGUAACCGCUAGCAACACGCAGCUCACCGCCUGCCAGUACACACCAGACUUCUACGUACGGGCUCUCACUGACCUGCAAUAUGUCAAGAUCACUCGUUCUCAGUACCAGAAUGGUCUGCUGGCGUCGAGGCUGGACAGCACCCCCCAGUCCCCCGAGGGCAGCCACCCCCGUCUGGACAGCACCUCUGCUCUCCCGCUCCCCAUCACCCCACCAGCCCCUCCCCGCACCCCCCUCCCCCUGGCCACCACACCUUUCAAGCGCCCGCUUGCUCUCCCCCAACCCACCCCCCCUCCCACCAACCGUACCCCCUUACCCCAAACCACCACCCCCACUCAAGUCAACCCCCGCUUGGCCCUGCCCCAAUCCACCCCUCCUCCCACCAAAGGCACCCCUCUUCCUCAAACACCUCCUCCCCCCUCCUCGGGUGCACGCACCACUCACCCUCCUCCGCCCUCCACCUCCUCUCUCCCCCACCCACCUCUUCCCUGCACCUCUCUCCCCCCCAAAUCCCCCUCUUCCGCGAAGCCAGGGUUGGAGAACGGGCCGGGUGAGAAGACCUCUCUGCUCUCUGAGCAGCCGCAAAACUGCGUAAGCGGCACACGCAGGCCCAGCUACCCACAAACACACACACAACACCCUCACACACACCAACACCUGCACACACACGUGCACACCAUCAGUCACGCACACACAGAGAGCACCAUCUGACAACAGGGGGGGGGGGGGGUUAAGAUUUGUAAAAAAGGAAUACACACACACGUUUUGUUGGCCGUGGACUGACUACCCCCUGGAGCACUGGAAGAUUCUAAGGUGCAUUGUGGGAAUCCUCAUGUCUCUGUACUAUCCGCCCACCCACCUCUCAAGAUGGGGUGAAGAGAGAGAGAGAGACGGGGAACACUGGUGCUUCACACACUUGUGCAGAGGUCAUUGUGUGUGAUGUAUCUCGUCUCUGUCAUACGGUUGAGUGCGUGUGUAUGCAAUGUGUGUUUGCCAGUUUUAACGGUGGCUGCAGGCACAGUCUGGGAUCAGCUUUGUUGGUGGGGAGGACGGGGGAGGAGGGUUGAGGAGGGGGAGAUAGACCACCACGUAUAGCAUGUUUAUAAUAUGUGUUGAUUCUCUGCACUUCGGUUGUCGGUAUAAAUAAAUAUAGAAAUAUGACCUGUAGUGACAGCAAAAUAUGUUUUUUAAAGAGAAAUGUAGCGAUAUUUAGAGAUUCAUGCAUUUUAGCUUCGUGUUCACUGUGAACUCUCACCUACACGCACCUGUGUUCUCUAAAACACUUCCUGAGACCACUCCCCUCCCACAUGCUUUGUUUCCAUGGAAAUGACAUUCAACCCCCCCCCCCCCCCCCC